AUGAGUACUUUCAAAGUCCCAAAGUCAAAACAGAAGACCAAAAAGGAGCCUGGAAUACAAUCGGGGGAUCUUGUUCUCGUUCGCUUGCCGAACGGAGAAGUCAAGUCGGUGAAGGUCGAUAAAAAUUUGUCCGUUGUCAUUGGAAAAUUCGGUUCAUUCCAUGCCGAUGAACUUAUAGGUCAACCUUAUGGUCUAAAUUACGAAAUCGUGGACAAAAAAUUAAAGCUUUUACCUCCGCGCACUCUGGAAGAAUUUGAGGAUACCGACGCUACUAAUGAGUUGAUUAACGAUGGAGUAUUUGUCCAGCCCUUGACUGUGACCGAAAUUCAAGCACUAAAACAGUCAGGCGUACAUGCGUCUGACAUCAUCAAAAAGCAAAUCGAGCAGCAUGCAAAUUACUCUCUUAAGACAGAAUACAGUAAAGACAAGUACAAGAAACGCAAAGAGGCGAAAUAUUCCAAAACAUUCAGUACAAUUGAACCAACACUUUUCAAUGUUUGUGAAUACUGGUGGUUAAAGGAUCAAGUACGCCUACGUGACUUGCGGAUAGACUCACUAUCCCAAAUGCUGAACAUGGGCAACGUAAGACCUGGAGGAAGGCACCUUGCUGUUGAUGACGCUUCAGGAGUGCUAGUAGCAGGAAUACUUGAACGGAUGGGCGGUGAAGGGAAGCUCAUCACAAUAUGCCACACUGACUCCCCUCCUCCGUACCCCGUUGUCGAACAGAUGAAUUUUGACUCAUCAAUUACCGACGUCCUAAUAUCCCUCAAUUGGGCUACGGCUGAGGAAGACUAUACUCCCAUCCUUCCUCCAUCUGAGCUUCCAAUGGAAGAAGUGAGGUCUGAACGCCAAAAAAAUAGAUUAAAUAAAAGAAAAGCCAUCUCCGAUUUGUUGUCAAAUACACGAGAGGAGCUGUUCGCUGGCGAAUUUGACAGUCUUCUUAUAUCGACCGAAUACGAUCCAUUCUCUAUCGUGGAAAGACUAUCCCCUUACCUCGCAGGUUCAGCAUCGAUCGUUGUGCACAGUCCUUAUUCGCAAGUGGUCGUGGAACUACAAGCACAGAUGCGCCAUAUUCCUCAUUAUCUGUGUCCAACGGUAACAGAAGCAUGGACAAGGAAAUAUCAGGUUCUCCCUGGUAGAACCCAUCCGAUGAUGGCCAUGUCCGGUUCCGGAGGGUUCAUCCUACAGGCGACCAAAAUUUAUGAUGAUCCCACCGCUGAAGCCGCCCUAUUGCAGCGCAAACAGAAAAAGAGGCCAAAGCCCUCACCCGAAGCGCAAGAUGCUUCAGUUGUUACUGAACUAGCGACAGUCAUCAGUGAAUCGGAUAGCCAUGCUGACAUAGAAAUGAGGGUCGACUAG
Messenger RNA from Psilocybe cubensis, 1359 nucleotides. RefSeq lists its product as uncharacterized. Lineage: Eukaryota; Fungi; Basidiomycota; Agaricomycetes; Agaricales; Agrocybaceae. The record is from RefSeq and is a predicted model, not a curated record. Gene Ontology annotation, cellular component: nucleus; tRNA (m1A) methyltransferase complex. Gene Ontology annotation, biological process: tRNA methylation. The transcript has 10 exons. The coding region runs from base 1 to 1359 and encodes 452 amino acids.